Molecule: messenger RNA, 5481 nt
Organism: Salarias fasciatus (jewelled blenny)
Lineage: Eukaryota; Metazoa; Chordata; Actinopteri; Blenniiformes; Blenniidae
Gene: adgra2
Product: adhesion G protein-coupled receptor A2
Exons: 19
Coding region: 697-4872 (1391 amino acids)
Biological process (GO): positive regulation of canonical Wnt signaling pathway; sprouting angiogenesis; cell surface receptor signaling pathway
Cellular component (GO): plasma membrane; Wnt signalosome
Molecular function (GO): G protein-coupled receptor activity; protein binding
Source: RefSeq, a predicted model, not a curated record
UUGAGUGUGACAGAAGCAAGCAGGCAAAACCGCUAGAUUUUGGGAAUUACACAGGAGCCGAUCAAGAGCGGCGCACUUCUUCUCCCGACAAAGUUUUUUUUUUUUCCUCCUCUCACUUCAUUUUUUUUUCUUCUUCCUCAGCGAAACCUCUGUUGCGCGCGAGAGUCCGGAGCGCGCAAAGAUCUGGGGAAAAAAAAAAACUGAGGGAAACUUUUAGGAACAGCGAAGCAACUUUCCAAAGUUAGAGAUUGUAGAUUCCUUCUUGACUUCCUCGUGUGAAUGACAGCGCGCGUGCGGAUGUGGCCGGUCUGGAGUAACUUCGGGACGGAGAGAUAACGGAACUCUGGACACUCCCAGCCGUCCGCAGAGAUGUGGCCAAAACCCACUCAGGUAAUUUAGACAAGCGCAAACCUUUCGAGGCUACUUCUUUUUUUUUUUUUUUUUUUGUAAGCGUCUUGGAUGGACACGCACAAGCGCGCGCAUCCAUUUUUGGAUUUAUUAUCCUUUUUUUUCUGGAGUUGUACUGUCAUGACAUAACGGGACACUUGGAAAAGCUGAAUAUCCCUGGAAUGACCGGCUGACGCCUGUUCAUCUCCGCUGAGCCGAGGAUCUGGAACUUCACCCCCUGAAAGCUCACUCCCGUCUCGUGCCGGCCUCCUCACCCCCCCUCUGAGAGCUGGAUGGUGGAGAUAUGGGAUGACUGGAGGCGGGGGUGCAGCUGAGGUGAGAUCCAGCCGAAGGACAAUGUUUGCGCCCGGCGUCGGCAUCCCUCCGCUGCCGGGGCGCCUGGUACUGAUGCUGCUGCUGUCGGUGGCCUCGGAGCCCGGCCUGUCGCGGGCCUGCCCCGGGCUGCUCGCCUCCACCAGCGGCUGCAGCUGCACGGACGAGCGCUCCAAGGGGCACGGCGUCCAGGCCGUGGGGAGGAGGGUGAGCUGCAGCAAGGAGGACAUGACCGACAUCCCCGAGGCCAGCCUGCUGCCCAACAGGACGAUCACCCUGAUACUGAGUCACAACAAAAUCCAAGUUCUCAAAAAUGGAUCCUUCUUUGGACUUUAUGCUCUGGAAAAACUGGACCUCAAACACAAUCUAAUCAGCACCAUCAGGCCCGGAGCCUUCCGAGGUCUGUCUGAGCUUCGGAAACUCGACCUUUCCAACAACCGCAUUGGCUGUUUGUCCGCACACACGUUCCAGGGCCUGACCAAUCUCACUAAACUAAACCUUUCUGGGAACAUCAUAUCAACCGUGGAUCCAGGGGUUUUCGAGGAACUGCCGUCCCUGAAGCUCGUGAACUUUAACUCAGAGUACCUGUCGUGCGACUGUGGAUUGCGAUGGGUCCCGGAUUUCUUCAGCAGCAGCUCAGCGCGACUGGGAGAGGAAACCCUGUGUGCCUACCCCAGGAGUCUGAGGGGAAAGCCCCUGCGCGGGCUCCGAAAAAGCCAGCUGAGCUGUGACGUCCCUCUGGAGCUGCACACUCUGUCGCUGCUGCCGUCCCAGCGUCAGGUGGUCUUCAGGGGUGAUCGGUUGCCCUUCCAGUGCACCGCCGCCCUGGUGGACAACAGCACCACCCUGCACUGGCGUCACAAUGGUCAGCUGGUGACCUCGGAUCCAGAAACGGGUGUCCAGCUGGAGGACAGUCUGGUGCACGACUGCACCUUUAUCACCAGCGAGCUCAUUCUGCUGAACGUGCACGUGGAGGCCAGUGGAGAGUGGGAGUGUGUGGUUUCCACCGGGAGGGGCAAUGCCUCCUGCACCGUUGAAAUAGUGGUGCUGGAGAACAGUGUCUCCUUCUGUCCAGAAGAUAAAGUUGUCAACAACCGUGGGGAGUUCAGGUGGCCAAGAACCGUGGCAGGCAUCACCACCCAUCAUCACUGCCUGCCGCAGCGCUACACCUCAGUGCCUGUAGAGGGAGGGAUGGAGCAGAAAACGGCCUCCCGAUACUGUGACCGCUCUGGAAAGUGGCAGGACGGGGACUACUCCAACUGCCACUACACCAACGGCAUCACCCGAGUCCUGCACACCUUCAUCCUGAGACCCAUCAAUGCGUCCAAUGCCGUCACUGUGGCGCAUCAAGUGCGUACGUACACGAUGGAGAGCACAGGCUUCACCGAUUCAGUAGAUGUGAUGUAUGUGGCGCAAAUUAUGGAGAGAUUCAUGGAAUAUGUCCGACAGCUGAGGGAGUUGUCGGAGGUGAUGGUGGAGAUGGGCAGUAACCUGAUGCAGGUGGACAGUCAGAUUCUCGCUCUUGCUCAGAGAGAGAAGAGAGCCUGUAGCUCCAUCGUCUACUCUCUGGAGACCUUAGCCUGGCCUCAGCUCCACAGUCAUGCUCAGGACUUCUCCAUGGUGUCUAAAAACAUUGUGAUGGAGGCUCAUCUCAUCCGACCGGCGCACUUCACCGGUAUAACCUGCACGGCGUAUCAGCGCCGUGAUGUGCCCACGAGCACUCUGGGAAUCGACGUGCCAGAACCCGUCCAUGAGCAGCAGCUCCAUUUCCGCUGCAGCACCGGUUCCCACAACACCUCUCUCAGCAAGUUUCCACUGAAGAAUUCUGUAGCUCUGGCUUCGGUGACUCUUCCCGCUUCUCUGUUUCCUCCCGAUGCUUCAGCAGAUUGUAAACUCCAGUUUGUAGCUUUUCGAACUGGCAGCUUUUUCCCUCUGUCUGGAAACUCCAGCAACACUGAGCACUCCCGCAGACGCAGCGUGAACACUCCUGUCAUUUUUGUGGGCCUCGACGGGUGCAACAUGUGGAACAACUCGGAGGCCAUCUGGGUGUCGCUGCGCCACUUGUCACCCGGUACUGACGCCGUGGCGGCCCAGUGGAGCCUGAGGGGGCCGGAGAAGCAGGGCGGCUGGAGCCAGGAGGGCUGCCGGCUGGUCUACAGUGACAGCAGCACGUCCACCAUGCGCUGCUCCGUGCUCGGAAACUACGCUGUGCUGCAGGAGGUGCCUGAGUUCCCCAACUCCAGUCCCAUCCCUGUCAGGGUGCUCCACCCUGUGGUGUAUGCCUGCACUGCAGUGCUCCUCCUUUGCCUCUUCACCAUCAUCAUCACUCACAUUCUUCACCACAGUUCGAUUCACAUAUCCAGAAAAAGUUGGCACACGUUGUUGAAUACGUGCUUCCACAUCGCCAUGACAACAGCGAUCUAUGCAGGUGGCAUAAGCUUAACCAGCUACCCGGUGGUUUGUCAGGCUGUGGGCAUCGCCCUGCACUACUCCUCCCUCUCGACCCUGCUGUGGAUCGGAGUCAGCGCCAGGGUCAUUUACAAGGAGGCCGUGUGGAGAACGCCCCGGGUCCCAGAAGGAGAGUCUCCUGCUCCACCUACUCAGCGACCUAUGCUCAGGUUCUAUCUGAUAGCCGAUGGAGUUCCUCUUAUUAUUUGUGGGAUCACUGCAGCUGUCAAUGUCAACAACUAUGGAGACAACAGUCCAUACUGCUGGUUGGUCUGGCGCUCCAGCCUGGGCUCUUUCUUUGUCCCCGCUGGCCUCGUGGUGUUGGUGACCUGGAUCUACUUCCUGUGCGCUGUAUUUCGCCUGAGGCACCGUGUGGCCAAAGAAUGCACAGGAACCACCCAGUCCUCUCCCGGGACCGACGGCCAUCCCGCGAUGACAGGAAGCACCAGCCUGCUCUCCACAGACUCUGCGGUGGGACCUCUGAACCCCAUUAUUCCUCCAGAGGACCAGUACUCUCUGAAGACUCAGUUCUCUGUGCUGGUGGCCACCCACUUCCUGUUUGUGGUUCUGUGGUCUUGUGCGGCCAUGGCGGUGUGGCUGACAGGUCACAUCAGCCUGCUGUUCAGCUGUCUUUAUGGGAUGGCCGCCACCAUCUUGGGGAUUUUUCUGGUGGUCCAUCACUGCUUCCGCCGUGCGGACGUGCAGGCGUCGUGGCUCGCCUGUUGCCCAGGCUAUCGCCGCUCCCACCCCAUGUCUACUUACACACACACCUGCACGACUGUGAGCGGAGUGCAUACGUCUGAACAGGGGUCCCAGCUGUUCAUCAACUGCCACCCGCCGGGCGACUCUCACAACUCGUCGUCGGCUCGGUCGUCGUCCACGCCCAGCGGGGUCAGCAGCGUGGGGCCGGGGCCCUGCAAGCUCACCAACCUGCUGCAGGUGGCACAAGACAAUUCCAACCACACCUCUCGAAUCCCGACGGGCAACAACACCAGCACGAGCACUGACAACGUCACCAAGCCAACAAACAAUACUCUGCCUGCCAAUAACUGUGCUGCAGCCCCCGUGCAUCCCCAGAGGAGGAAAGUGAGCAGCAGAACUAAACCAGGGAGUAGUCAGUAUUAUCAUCGGGGCGAGGGCAGAGGUCACUAUCGGCUCAAAGCCCUCAGGACUGCAGGAGGUGGGGGCAGUCUCGGGGCUUUGGGGCCCACGGGGUUAGAGCACCUCAGCUCGUCACAUGCUGUUUACAAACAGGCCACGAGUGAGAACGGCAGCGUCCACCACAGCCUGUCGGAGAACCAGGCCAGCCCCCUGAGCAACGGAAAGCGGGUGGGCGAGUCGGUCGCCACCAGCCCCUCAGAGGGAAGCGACGGGGGCAGCAGUGGGAGCCGCAAGCCCUUCCCUCUGCUGCCGUCUGCGGCCAGCAGAGCCGCCGUGCACGGCGCUCAGAGACGCUGUGCCAGCAGAGACAAUUUGAAACUGGCGGCGGCGGCGGCGGCGGCGGCGGCGGCGUCUGACCGUGAAAGCAAGCGCUGCUCCUACCCGCUGAACAGCGUCACCACCACCGUGCCGGGGGCCGCCACCACGAACGGCACUCUGAAGAACUCCGUGCUGGAGCUGGAGCAGGACAUGAGUGGCACGGACCAAUCCCACAGCUCUGUGGGAAUGAAGAGCGGCUUGUGGAAAAGUGAAACCACAGUGUAACGCUUACUUCCAUGUGAACACCUAUGCAUGACCUUAAUGAACUCUUACAUGACUUGGUUAUGUUUCAAUGGUCUCCUGAUUAUUCUAUAAUUUAAGAUGUAAUUUCAUGAAGGCUUCCAGGACCCUAAACUGGUACUUUUGCCUCUGUAGCAUCGUAAGAGUUUGCUGUGAAAUGGUAAAAAAAAAAAAUGAGGCAGGUUUUAUUUUUUUGUCAUUUUCAAACAUAGGACACACAUUUAUUUUAUUCACUUUUCAAAAAAAAAAAAAUGUUCAGGAUGAUUCUGAAAUUGGCAUAUGAUGUUGAUUUUGGAUAUGUAAUGAAAGCUUUAUUGUUUUAGUUGACUUUUUUCUAUGCAUAUCAACUAUAGCAUGAAAUAGAAUACGGGGCGUUCUAUUUCCAAAGUACAGCUAUAUGCAUUUAUUCUGUGGACAACCUUUCACCUUCGUGUUUGUUUUGUUUGUGGGCUCAUGUAUGCACUUAUAUGUUGUGCGUGUGUGCGUGUGCGUGUGUGUGUGUGUGUAUGUGCGUGUGUGUGUGUGCACAGAUGGAAAAGAUUUGCUAGUGUGGCUGUACAGAAGCUCAGAGUGCAUUAAAAACGCAAUGCGAUU